GAAGAGCAAGAAGGUUUCAGGGAGAAACACUUCCUUCUUCGUGGAGGAGGAGGAGAAGCCGGGACUAAAGAGCUUUCUUUUCAGGAAUCUUCUGUUGUGUCUGAGACAGCGCUGCAGCAGGGAAAGAGAAGAGAGCCCGAGACCAUGGGGCCGCCCCGACGGACAAGAAUGCCAAUGGAGGCAACAGCAGCUCUGAGUUUGGUGGUGAUCGCACUUGCGUUCGCUGCACAGGUCGAGGCGUCGCCUUACGAGUACAAGUCUCCACCCCCGCCUGUUUACGAGACUCCUGCUCCAGUCUACAAGUACAACUCCCCGCCGCCCCCGGUAUACAAAUAUAAGUCACCUCCUCCCCCCGUCUACCACUACAGCUCGCCACCACCGCCGGUUUACAAGUACAAGUCGCCACCACCACCUGUGUACCAUGCCCCGGCUCCUGUUUACAAGUACGAGUCGCCCCCCCCACCGGUUUACAAGUACAGCUCCCCUCCACCGCCGGUCUACAAAUAUAAGUCGCCACCACCUCCUGUGUACCACGCCCCGGCUCCUGUUUACAAGUACAAGUCACCUCCUCCCCCCGUCUACCACUACAGCUCGCCACCACCGCCGGUUUACAAGUACAAGUCACCACCACCACCUGUGUACCACGCCCCGGCACCAGUUUACAAGUACAACUCGCCACCACCCCCAGUUUACAAGUACAGCUCGCCACCACCACCUGUUUACAAAUACAAGUCGCCACCACCACCUGUGUACCACACCCCGGCUCCUGUUUACAAGUACGAGUCGCCUCCUCCGCCGGUGUACAAGUACAGCUCCCCGCCGCCACCGGUCUACAAAUAUAAGUCGCCACCACCACCUGUGUACCACGUCCCAGCGCCGGUUUACAAGUACGAAUCUCCUCCGCCACCGGUGUACAAGUACAGCUCUCCGCCACCACCAGUCUACAAGUAUAAGUCGCCACCACCACCUGUGUACCACGCCCCUGCUCCAGUCUACAAGUACAAAUCUCCUCCGCCACCGGUGUACAAGUACAGCUCGCCACCACCACCGGUUUACAAAUACAAGUCGCCUCCUCCACCUGUUUACCACGCCCCGGCUCCAGUCUACAAGUACAAAUCCCCGCCACCACCGGUGUAUCACUACAGCUCCCCGCCACCACCUGUUUACAAGUAUAAGUCUCCACCGCCGCCUGUUUACCACGCUCCCGCCCCAGUCUACAAGUAUAAGUCACCGCCGCCACCUGUUUACCACUACAGCUCCCCACCACCCCCGGUUUACAAGUACAAAUCUCCUCCUCCCCCUGUCUACCACGCUCCAGCACCGGUUUACAAGUAUAAGUCUCCGCCGCCACCGGUCUAUCACUACAGCUCCCCGCCACCACCGGUGUACAAGUACAAGUCGCCACCACCGCCUGUGUACCACGCUCCAGCACCGGUUUACAAGUAUAAGUCGCCUCCUCCACCUGUUUACCACUACAGCUCGCCACCACCGCCGGUCUACAAGUACAAAUCCCCGCCACCUCCUGUGUACCACGCCCCGGCUCCAGUUUACAAGUAUAAGUCACCACCGCCUCCGGUCUACAAGUACCAAUCCCCGCCUCCACCGGUGUACCAUUCCCCAGCGCCGGUUUACAAGUACCAGUCUCCUCCUCCUCCUGUUUAUUAGCUCGUCGCAAGCUAGAGGCACACGCAUAAGGUAGAAGAUGACAACAAGUGCUGCAGGAUUUUCCUUGAAAUAAGGACACGCGUGGCUGCAGUGGAAACGGAGCUGCUGCACAGAAAAAGAGAGAUGUGAGAACGCGAGUGUAUAUAGAAAACUGGACAAAAAGAAAACAAAGAAGCAUCAUCACAGGAGGCCAUCCACGAAGUGUUCAGGGAUUCUUUCGAGGGUUGGACGUUACCUUGGUUCAUCCCGGUUUUUCAUAAAAUAAGCUCGACGAGGGCGCAAUGUUUUUUUCUUC
This is a messenger RNA of Selaginella moellendorffii, 1960 nucleotides long. Its product is annotated as extensin-2. Gene Ontology annotation, molecular function: structural constituent of cell wall. Gene Ontology annotation, biological process: plant-type cell wall organization. The record is from RefSeq and is a predicted model, not a curated record. Bases 145 to 1665 code for a protein of 506 amino acids. The transcript is spliced from 4 exons. NCBI's taxonomy places the organism in Eukaryota, Viridiplantae, Streptophyta, Lycopodiopsida, Selaginellales, Selaginellaceae.